Trypanosoma brucei brucei TREU927 is the source of this 1917-nucleotide messenger RNA. RefSeq lists its product as hypothetical. The record is from RefSeq and is a predicted model, not a curated record. The transcript has a single exon. NCBI's taxonomy places the organism in Eukaryota, Euglenozoa, Kinetoplastea, Trypanosomatida, Trypanosomatidae. Bases 1 to 1917 code for a protein of 638 amino acids.
AUGUCACAGGCAGGUGUGAGUGGGAAUCGCACCACUUUGGCCACACCCUCUAAUGACUGCAAUGACAAGGAAAUAUUGGAUAUUAUUCAACAACGCGGUGCGCCACAUCUCUAUUGUUACCCGAGUGUGCGUGCCCACUCCGGUGUCCGUUCCUGUUACUAUGCAGCCUGCGGCAGAGGCCCAACUUUGCCGCCACCACUCCGCACCGUCCUGUCGGCCGCUGCCUCAUCAUUUCACUGCAUUGUUCAGGGGAGAGGUGUAAACAUGACGCGGAGAACAGUGCGUGCGGAAGCGGAAGAAGAAUGUAUUGCAAAACAAAUUUCUCCAUCGUGCGGGGCCCCCCUUGUGAGUGAUAGCACCGUUAGUAUGGUAGAUGCAGUCUUAAGGCAUUUGUGUAUGGUCAAAGGCACCCCUGUCUUUCUUCCGGGCUUUUUAUCGUAUCCUUAUUACAAUCUGCUUGAGCUUUUUGAUCGGUGGGGACUACAUAUUGUAGGUUACGAUGUGGAUUUCGUGAAAAUGCGCGUAGACGAGAACGACCUUCGGCUGAAGGCAAGAUCGGUGGGUUUGGCCGGUAGCACCCACUUUAUGGGUAAUGGCGCCAAACCCAACAGAACAGGUAGUAUUCAAAACAGCCCACCGCUUCUUUUGUUCAUAGGUGUCGGCGGCCGCCCCAUCUCUAACAUUGAGAGCAUGACGCAUCUUGUGCGUGCUGAGUUUCGCGCGGUAACCAUUGAGUUGUGUCCUCUUACUGCUGCGUUUCUGGACCGAGAGGAUUCACAAAAACCAUCAGCACGGGCGGAUAUCUGUGUCAUGGCUAUGGAUGGUGCUGGUGAAUUUGGAGGGGCUCUUGCGUUCACUGGUGAUCCCCUGUUAGCAGAUGGAAUCCUCCAGCAGUUGCACAAGCGACCGACGGCGUCAUCGCGGGAUCACUGGAUUGCAUUGGCGUUGCACAUCGCUCAUUUGUUGGUGUCAGAUGGCAAGAGUUUUAAGUUCGUGUUGCACGUAUUGCGCUGGUGUUCGUUAUUGAUGAGUAGGAAACGAGGAGGCAGCGCGUCAAGACCCCACGUGGACCAUAUUUUUCAAUUUCUUUUAGCAACAAGGGCGAAAAAACCAUUGAGCGGCCUACACACUUUCGCAGAAGUUGGAGAAAGUUGUGAUGAAGGCCGCGGCAAGGCCACUGCUACGGUGCCACCUCACACCAGCAAUGACUUGUCGUUUUCAAAACCUCAUCCUGGUGUCAUUGCCUGGCUUGAGGAGGCCAUUGCAAGGGCUCAUCAAGAUGCCAUGUUGGAAUGUUUUUCGUUUUGGGAAUUUGUUAGUAGCCUGCGCAACGAUGUGGAGGUUGUUUCUGCUGGAGAGCCCCAAACGCCAAAACAAUGCGUGACCUGCCAUUCCAAUGCUAUUUUUGUGCGCGUCCGUGAGCCAAAGCUCGCGGCACGUGCCUUGUUGGGUGCUGGUUUUGGCGCAACCCCUCUCACCCCGCAUUGGUGGGGCGGAAGGCAGCAGAAAACAAUGGAUGGUGCCAAGAUGUUGGUGAAAGGCUAUUUAAGACGGUUGUCACCUCACGACAUUGUUCUUCUUCCAAAGUGCCCUAUGUGUGAAGAUUUAGCGCAGCAUGCUUUGUGUGUGCCGUUGUACCCAAGCAUGAAGUACACUAACAGGGAGAAGCUCCGCUCGGCCAUGCAGUCAGUGUUUCCGUCCUCACUCUUCAGAAGCCCCAGUGACAAGUUUCAUGACCACGUGAAGGACUCCCAGGAGACUCAUGCGUACCACUCUACAGCUGUUAGUAAUUUAAUUAUUCAAUGCAAGAGGAGCAUUAGUAGAGGUGAGUGGUCAGCUGUUUUUUCCGAUGCGCAGCCACUCUUGCUCCGGUGCCUCUUUGGCCCAAUCCCGGCGUAUGUGGUAUCGAAGUUAUGA